Molecule: messenger RNA, 2904 nt
Organism: Drosophila biarmipes
Lineage: Eukaryota; Metazoa; Arthropoda; Insecta; Diptera; Drosophilidae
Gene: mio
Product: GATOR complex protein MIOS
Exons: 7
Coding region: 84-2690 (868 amino acids)
Biological process (GO): positive regulation of TORC1 signaling; cellular response to amino acid starvation
Cellular component (GO): cytoplasm
Molecular function (GO): protein binding
Source: RefSeq, a predicted model, not a curated record
UUUGUUUUUGCAUACUGAUAACACGACGCAAUUUAGUUCUGUAGUGAAAAUUGGUUUUUCAUGUCGAUGGAAAAUCGGCCACGAUGAGCGGCAAUACACACGGACUCAGCUGGUUCCCGCACUUUCCGGACAAGUUCGUGUCCUGGGGCCAGGAAAUCCAUUUGUACGAGGUGCGCCGCAAAGAUGAUCACAGCCAGAAAAGUCGCCUGCCUUAUAUAUCCGUGAACUACCUCGCCAACGAAUCGCACUAUCAAUAUGCCCGCUGCGUGGCCGCCUCCUAUCACACCGACCAGCCCAUCAUAGCAGUGGGCCUGGCGGAUGGCAAAAUCGGCAUAUGCAACUUCCGGGACACCUACGACAGCAGCUGGGAGUACACCCCGCGUCAGCAGCGCAUGUGCACCUGCCUCGCCUGGAACGAGCUGGAUGCCAACAUCCUGGCCAUUGGACACGAUCGCCACCGGAACGACACGUGCAUCACCAUCUGGGACAUCGAGCGGGGUGUGCCCAAGGAGACGGCCAACUUCUUUGGCGUCGGCGAGUCCGCCAACUCGAUCUGCUGGGACCGCAACCAUCGCACUGUCAUCGCGGGCAUGAGCCAGAAGAUGAUCAAGCUGUUCGAUCUGAGACAAAGCAACGCCACCUGCCAGAGCAUUCAAACGAAGACAGUCCAGGGUCUCUCGGUGUCUCCCAAUGGCAACUACCUCUGCAGCUAUGUGGACUCAGUGAUCACGCUGUGGGAUCCGCGGAAUAUCAAGAGCCCACUCAGGCAGAUACAGUCCUCGAAGAAUCAUCUGCAGAUAGCCUGGUGUCCCACCAGGACUAGCCUGCUCUCCUCGCUGCAAAGGGACUCGUCCUACAUUACCCUCUACGACAUUCGGAGUGUGGACACCGAGAACUCCGGAGAGAUUUACCACGUAAAACGACAGAUCAGCCCUUUUCCGGCUAAAUAUCAGCACAGUGGCAAGUUUGCCUUUGUCAAUUGCCUGUCGUGGCACUCGAGAGAUUUCGAGAGGGCUCUCCUUUUGGCGGAUGCCUUGAAUAUCCUGGACUUCCGACUGCCAGCAACCCUGCACACGGCGCACAGCAAUCGCCGGCAGUUGCCACUGCUUAUGCAGCGUCCGCUUUACACACCCGCCUCACCCACCUCCACCACAGCGGUCACGCCCACACAGCAGCAGCCCACGAGCAGCUGCAGCUCAAAUAGCAGAAGUUCCCUGGAUCUCAGCAGUCCCGGUGGCUCGCCCUUGAAUGUGGAGCUGCUGGAACCGGAACUCUUUGAACUCGACCUGGUGGAUGAGACACGCCAACGUGCUCUAGAGGAUUAUGGCAUUAGGCCCGACAACAAGCGAUUUGCUGAGCUCCAUUUGACACCAUAUCUGCGUAAUGUGUGGUCCACUCUGAACAAUGUCUACUGCGAGGAUCGGCUGACGGGCUUAAAGGCCACUUUGGGCAUCAAUUUGGGGCACACUUCGGAGGCCUUGAUGGCCAGCUCCCGCAUCGAAUCUCAGGUGCUUCAAUGGCCAGAGGGCAUCAAUAACUCCAAUAAGCUAAUAUGUUACAGGAGUGAGCAACGUGACCUGGCCCUUCAGCUCUGCGGCUGGGCCUUCGAGCAGGAGCUGGAGCGCUUCAUUGACCAGCUGUAUGCCAACAAGGAGUACAGCCGGGCAGCCAUGAUCUGCGUGUUCCACCUGAAAAUCUUCCACGCCUGCAACAUCCUUUCCUUGGCGGCGGACAACAUGAGGGAUCCCAGCAUGUACAGGAUCACGGUGAUCGCCUUGUCCAGCUUUAAUGCAGAUCGCUGCAGUUCCACGUGGCGGAAUCAGCGCUCCAGCGCCAAUAUGCAGAUACACGAUCCACACCUUAGGGCUGUUUUCUCCUUCCUAACCAUGGAGAAGGAUAAUUUUGAUGCGGUGCUAAAGGAGGAGGGCGUUUCGCUGUCGGAUCGCAUGGCCUUCGCCUGCAAAUACCUGUCGGAGACCAAGCUGGCUGACUAUGUGACGCAGCAGAUCCAGGCGGCCAUAGACAGCGGUGAUCUGAACGGCCUGCUGCUCACUGGGGAAUCGUUGGACGGCAUCAACAUACUGCAAUCCUACAUGGACACCAGCUUCGAUGUGCAGACGGUAGCCCUGGUGGCCAUCAACUACUUCCGGCAAGAGCACUUCGCCGACAAGCGCAUCCAGUACUGGAUCGCCAGCUACCUGGAUCACCUCAACAGCUGGGGCCUGUGGGAGAAGCGCGCUGAGCUGGACAUCAAGAUCGAGGGUAUACGCGCCUCCUCGCGAAGUUCUCGCACGGUGUUUCUGUCGUGCAACUUCUGCGGCAAGUCCGUGUCGAAUGCCUUGUUGGACGAGCCACGUCCGCGCAGCACCACCACGAGCACCAAUCGACUCUCCUCCUGCCCCAGCUGCCGGAAGCCCCUGCCCCGUUGCUCGCUUUGCCUGAUGCACAUGGGCACCAUGGUGAACAUGAGCAAUGGGGAGAGCUCACACACGACGCCCGAAGUUCCCGGCCGGCAGACGAAGCCCUUCUCCAAGUGGUUCUCUUGGUGUCAGACCUGUCGCCACGGCGGUCACACCGAGCACAUCAUGCAGUGGUUUAAGCAAAAUUCAGAGUGCCCCGUGUCGUCGUGCAACUGUCGCUGCUUCGAUAUGGAUGGCACCAAACCGAACACGCUGAGAGACAUUUCCUAGCUGUCCGGAGAUCCAAUCCACAGCCCUUACUCGCCCAUGCCAUAUGCAUUAAGUUGUUGAUUUGUUCCAAACGCGCGCGCCUUAAACAAACUCAGAAGUGUUCAUUGUACUUAGACAAGGGAUGUGCCCGUAGAUUUAGUGUUUAUGACCUACCAGCUUAUAGCUGCUCAAUUGCAUUUUAUACUUACACUCAAAUAAAGGACAACAAAGACAA